AAAAAUUUCAGAUGGAAGGUUUUGUUAAGUUUAACGGGAACUUUAGUAACACUAUGCUAAGCUACUGACAUUGCAUCAAGUUUAACUGUAAUAGUGUCACGCCGUUAUAUCAGAAAUGGAAAUCCACUGGCGUGGCGUUUCAUUUGUUAUACUUACCCUUUCUCCCCGUUCUUUCCGGUAGCAAAAGGUACUCCAGCUCUUCCAUCUACUCGAAUGUCAAACCCGGUUCAGCCCUCCACAGCCGAUUUGCCUUCCGAUCCGCUUCUCAAACCCGGAGCCUUCAUCGACGUCAACGGCCAAAACCAAUCAUAUCAGCCGUCAAAAUCUCCCAAUGGGCCUAAUGGUGCCCAACCGGAGACGCCGGGACGAGGCCUGGACAACUCUUCGUCCUCGGCAGAGCCCAGGGCGAAGCGGCGCGUGGUGGCUCCGGAGACUUGGUUGCCAGCUGGAUGGUUGAUCGAAGAUAGGGUUCGGAGCUCCGGUGCAACAGCUGGAUUGGUUGAUAGGUAUUAUGUUGAUCCAUCCUCGGGCAGGAAAUUCAGAUCGAAGAAAGAAGUGCUUUACUAUCUUGAAACUGGAAUACCCCCUUCUAAAAGGAAGAAAGGAACAGAGACUCCUAGCAGUGAAGAAGUUUCUACAGGGAUCACUUCUGGCAACAAACAGAAGAAGUCUGAUAAAAAACCGAAGCCUUUGAACUUUGAUUUUAUUAAUGUGCCGGAAAAAGUUGAUUGGUUGUUGAUGAAUGCCUCUGCGGAUUCCUGGACUCCAUUCCUUGGAGAUGAGCAAGUGCCUGAAUCUACCACACGAGAUUGGGCUGCUGCAUUUACAUCGCUAACAGCCAGCAAAAGUGGUCAAGCAAUGUUUUGAAGACAUUCUACAUCUUAUUAGAUUCACUGUAUCCUUAAACGCAUGUUUCAUUCUGACCAGCAAUAGGCCUUUUUUUCAUCUCCAAUUGUUUAACCUCUAAUCACUCAUGUCUUUUCAUCUUUGAUGGGAUUAAUUUCACACGACAGCCAGGACCAACAAGAGUUAGGACCUUUCUAGUUAUGGGUUUGUUAUACACCCAUGUAUUCAUUUUUUGUUCUCUUUCCUCUGGUCAUAUGUAACCUAUAAACUAGAUGUUCCUUUCAAAAUAGCCUUGUUGUUUCAAAACUCAAGAAGAGAUAGGUUUUGCUUCAAUUUUUAGAAAAUGAAAUGCAGAGCCUGCUGUUGGGUUUCUCAUGGAUUAGUUCAUCUUGUUUCAGCAAUGCAUUUCUCAUUACAAGUAAAAUGUGCAUCUCCUAUUGUUUCAUUGACUGCGGAAAACAAGUUGAUCACUGAAAUCAAAUGCCGUUGAGCCAAGUUGGGUGCAGUUUUCGAAGAUUUGAUAGUUAUUCGAUUUUCAUCCAACAAAUUAGAGACAGUAAAAAGGAUCUUCUCUUAGAGGGCAUGCCUAUUCAUUUUGGGCCUACUGUGGGAUUGCAAAUUGUAGCCCACCACGAGUUCGUGGUAUGAUGAUAGCUGAAGCCUGCUUCGCCCUUUGGAAGAAUUAGCCCCAUAAUCACUUAUUAUUAUUAUUAUUUUUUUUUUCAGGAUUG
Molecule: messenger RNA, 1577 nt
Organism: Durio zibethinus
Lineage: Eukaryota; Viridiplantae; Streptophyta; Magnoliopsida; Malvales; Malvaceae
Gene: MBD5
Product: methyl-CPG-binding domain protein 5
Molecular function (GO): DNA binding
Source: RefSeq, a predicted model, not a curated record